Messenger RNA from Fusarium falciforme, 585 nucleotides. RefSeq lists its product as hypothetical. Gene Ontology annotation, molecular function: protein binding. The coding region runs from base 1 to 585 and encodes 194 amino acids. Lineage: Eukaryota; Fungi; Ascomycota; Sordariomycetes; Hypocreales; Nectriaceae. The record is from RefSeq and is a predicted model, not a curated record. The transcript is spliced from 2 exons.
AUGGCGGCCUUGGCUCUGGUCUCUGGCCCGGGACCCAUCCGUAUCGUGCCAGUAGGCGUUGCCAACGUUCAGAGGCUACCCGGGAGCGAUUAUGGCAUUCUUGGACUGGAUGAAGACGCCCCCCUUUCGACGAGAUUGCCCUACGAGAUUAUGCAACAGAUCUAUCUUUAUCUUGAUCCAGAAGACUUCAACGCCGCUCGCUUUACAUCCCGCUCUUGGUUCCGUGCUGGCCUCUGCCCCUCGCUUCUCGUCGAGAUGCUCAAGAGAGGAGGAUGGUGGAGCAGCCUGCAACAGAUUUCGGAACCCCUGAGGAUAACACGACCAUGCAACAUAUUUGAUCAGGAGAGAUUAAUGAGCAAAUGGAUCUCAAGGGAGUGUGAUCUGGCCAGUAUGAAAGGGAGCGCGUUCAAACAGGUUGGGUUUACCGACUUCAGUGGCCUUGUUCCAGGUUCCACCACUGCCAGACUGCAUGGGACCCUCGUCUUCACUAUGAGCCUCUGCGGCCGGUUUCUGAUGGUGACGCACGGACGAACUCUAUAUGUCUAUGAGCUGAACCAUGUCUGCUUCAGCAGGCGACUAAGCUAG